Messenger RNA from Aspergillus ruber CBS 135680, 1150 nucleotides. Its product is annotated as oxidoreductase, short chain dehydrogenase/reductase family. The record is from RefSeq and is a predicted model, not a curated record. The transcript has a single exon. Bases 219 to 953 code for a protein of 244 amino acids. NCBI's taxonomy places the organism in Eukaryota, Fungi, Ascomycota, Eurotiomycetes, Eurotiales, Aspergillaceae. Gene Ontology annotation, molecular function: oxidoreductase activity.
CAUGUGUUAUGCCCGAGCUGGAGGCCAUAAUCUCCGGGUGAUUAUCAAUCCACGAACUGACUAAGGUUACACAAGCAUAUAAUUCUGUGAUCCCUGGUGGCUCUGAUCCUUCGUAAGCCUGCUUCCUUCUCUGAGAGGCCAGGAGUUGCUCUUUGCAGCUCGUCAGCGUCUAAUCACGUCUCCUUUUGAUCCUACAACCCCGCUUCGGAAGUUACGCCAUGGCUCCCAUCAAAGAAACCAAUAUCCUUGUCGUUGGGGGGACUUCUGGCAUUGGCUAUGGCGUCGCCAGAAGAUGCCUGGUCGAGGGGGCCAACGUCCACAUCGCGUCGUCGAACGUUUCCCGGGUCAGCGAGAGUAUCGACUCUCUCAAGCAACUGUUCCCGGAUGCGCAUGUUACCGGCCAUGUCUGCGAUCUAGGUGGUCAAGAUGUCGAGAAGCGCCUUGAAAAGCUCCUUACUACCGUCCGCCCACUGGACCACCUUGUAUUCACGGCAGGCGACAAUAUUUCCAUAAAGUCGCUAAAGGAUAUUGACCUAGACACCAUCCACCGCGCAGGUCACGUCCGAUUCUUUGUUCCGCUCCUGCUAGGCAAGCUGGCUCCGCGAUUCCUCAGGCCAGGAUUCCGAUCCUCUUUCACCUUGACCACCGGGUCUUUGUCGGAAAAACCACUGCCGAAUUGGUCGUUGGUGGCUGGAUACGCAACGGGGCUCCAUGGCAUGACACGCAGCAUGGCUCUGGAUUUGAAGCCAUUGCGUGUUAAUCUCGUCAGUCUGGGUGCGGUUGAAACUCCUCUCUGGGGACCGAAAGGCGUGCCGACCGGGGCCGAGAGGUCUACCACAUUGGGCAAGGUCGGCACCAUAGAUGAGGUGGCAGAGGCAUACGUUUAUUUCAUGAAGGACACCAAUGCCACCGGCAGUGUUAUCAGUACUAAUGGCGGAGCUCUCUUGUUGUGAAGUUGGCCAGGCAAAGAGUGGAAAUGUAUGAAUGGCUUGUUGAGCACUACCAUUUGACUUUGCGGGUCUAGCAGCUUGAAUGGAUACAAUUAUCAUACCUGUAACUAUGUUCUGCGUAAUACCAUGGAAAUAAACAGUGACCGUUGUGUCUUAUAGAGUUUUUCAUUAAACCCAACUUUCAAGCUAGAAAAAUGAGA